This is a messenger RNA of Nipponia nippon (crested ibis), 777 nucleotides long. NCBI's taxonomy places the organism in Eukaryota, Metazoa, Chordata, Aves, Pelecaniformes, Threskiornithidae. The record is from RefSeq and is a predicted model, not a curated record.
AUGCAAAUUUGCUCCGUCUUCAUUUUGAACCCGGCUUCAGCCGCACCCAGUGCCUGUGGUGCGGGUGCCCCGGCGGGUCAGGGCUUCCAGCUGCAUCAGCCCCAGGACAAGGUGUCGGUGGCAGCGGGGCAGACGCUCAGCCUGAUCUGCACCACGUCUGGAGAUGGUCCCGCUGGUCCUGUGGCGUGGCUGAAGGGCUGGGGCAGUGGGAACCAGACCGUCUAUGACCAGACGGGCUCCUUCGCCCGCGUGACGAGGGUAGUGGCUGAGUCCAACACGGACUUCAGCAUCCGCAUCAGGGAUUUUCAGCCCGAGGAUGCUGGCACCUAUUACUGCGUGAAGUUCAACAGAUCGCUGGACGGUGCUGAGGUGUUUCAGCAUGGAAAAGGCACGGAGGUGUCCCUGUACGGGACAACCCUGCUUCUCAGCCUGGUGGCUGCAGCUGUAGUGCUCUGCUUCCUCCUCCUCAGCCUCUUCAUCGCCAUUUGCAUGUACAGGAGGAAGCGCAGAGGCGAGGCGGCGAGCCAGCGCCUGGCUGGGCCAGCGGCCGUGCGCCGCUCCUCGCCCAUCCCUCUGCCGUGCUGUGCAGGGACCCCCAGCACCCCCAGGUUUGUACCCACCACGUCUUCCUUCUGCACCCUGAGCAGCGAAGGCCUGGGUCCGGAGACCUCACAUCUGCCCAGCCAGGUACGAGCGAGCUUCUCCUCCGCCUUCAGCGGGGGCAUCACGUGUGGCCACGUGCCGCAGAGCCCGGCUACGAUUCGGGAGGGGAAUUGA